Molecule: messenger RNA, 2367 nt
Organism: Alexandromys fortis (reed vole)
Lineage: Eukaryota; Metazoa; Chordata; Mammalia; Rodentia; Cricetidae
Gene: Nuak1
Product: NUAK family kinase 1
Exons: 7
Coding region: 376-2355 (659 amino acids)
Biological process (GO): intracellular signal transduction; protein phosphorylation
Cellular component (GO): cytoplasm
Molecular function (GO): protein serine/threonine kinase activity; ATP binding
Source: RefSeq, a predicted model, not a curated record
CCUUCUGGCGCGGGGGCGGGGGGCGCGGCGCCCCACAUAACACUCCUCUCUCUGCGCUCGGAGCCACCCUCUCCCCUCCUUCUCGCUAACACCACCGCCUCCCCUGACACCGCCGCCACCUCGCCGGACGCUCCGCAGAUUGUCGCUGCGGCCGGCCGGGGGGCGGUGCGCCGAGCGUGCGCGCCCGGGGCGCCAGAUGUGCAGUCUCCGCCGCCUCUAGUGACCCAGCGGUAAGCCAGAGCCAGGUCGGGUUGUCUCAGCAAUGCUGCGGGGAAGACCUUGAACGCACCCUGGUUUCCCUCAGCGGGGACCACCCAGAGCCCCUGUGCGUGCCGGGUCCUGCCCUCUCCAGCCCGGCUCGCCCCGCGCUUGGACAUGGAAGAGGCGGCUGUGCCCGCGGCAGGAGAUGGCCCUUCUGUGGAGCCGGGGCCGCCGGAGGCGGUGGUCGGGGCGACUGCAGCCCCAACAGAGCCCAGGAAGCCGCACGGGGUGAAGAGACAUCACCACAAGCACAACUUGAAGCAUCGCUAUGAACUGCAGGAGACCCUGGGCAAAGGUACCUACGGCAAAGUCAAGAGAGCCACCGAGAGGUUUUCAGGCCGAGUGGUUGCUAUAAAAUCCAUCCGUAAGGACAAAAUUAAGGAUGAACUAGACAUGGUUCACAUCAGACGAGAAAUUGAGAUCAUGUCAUCUCUCAGCCAUCCUCAUAUCAUCGGUAUUUAUGAAGUGUUUGAGAACAAAGAUAAGAUUGUGAUCAUCAUGGAAUACGCCAGCAAAGGAGAGCUGUAUGAUUACAUCAGCGAGCGGAGACGGCUCAGCGAGAGGGAGACCAGACACUUCUUCAGGCAGAUCGUAUCCGCUGUGCAUUACUGUCACAAGAAUGGUGUGGUCCACCGGGACCUGAAGCUGGAGAAUAUACUGCUGGAUGAUAACUGCAAUAUUAAGAUCGCUGACUUUGGGCUUUCCAACCUGUACCAGAAGGACAAGUACUUGCAGACAUUUUGUGGGAGUCCGCUCUAUGCAUCUCCUGAGAUUGUUAACGGGAGGCCUUACCGAGGGCCAGAGGUGGACAGCUGGGCCUUGGGCGUCUUGCUUUACACUCUCAUUUAUGGGACGAUGCCCUUCGAUGGCUUCGAUCACAAAAACCUCAUUCGACAGAUCAGCAGCGGAGAGUACCGGGAGCCCACACAACCCUCAGAUGCACGAGGACUCAUUCGGUGGAUGCUGAUGGUGAACCCUGACCGCCGGGCCACCAUCGAGGACAUUGCCAACCACUGGUGGGUGAACUGGGGCUACAAGAGCAGUGUCUGUGACUGUGAUGCCCUUCCUGACUCCGAGUCUCCGCUCUUAGCACGGAUUAUCGAUUGGCACCAUCGUUCCACCGGGCUGCAGGCUGAGGCUGAAGCCAAGAUGAAGGGUCUGGCCAAACCCGGAGCCUCUGAGGUGGUCCUGGAGCGGCAACGGUCGCUGAAGAAGUCCAAGAAAGAAAAUGACUUUCCCCCGGCUGGCCAGGACUCGGUACCUGAAAGCCCAUCCAAGUUGAGUUCCAAGAGGCCCAAGGGCAUUCUGAAGAAGAGGAGCAACAGUGAACACCGCUCCCACAGUACUGGCUUCAUCGAAGGCAUUGUGGGCCCGACCUUACCGUCCCCUUUCAAGAUGGAGCAAGAUUUGUGCCGGACCGGCAUUCCCCUCCCCAGUUCCCCCGAGGCAGACAUGUCAGGGAAGCUCAGCCUCAAACAGUCAGCCACGAUGCCCAAGAAAGGUAUCUUGAAAAAGACCCAGCAGAGAGAAUCUGGUUACUAUUCAUCCCCUGAACGCAGCGAGUCUUCCGAAUUGCUGGACGGUAAUGACGUCAUCACCGGCAGCGGCCUCUCUUCUCCUCCCCCAGAGGCAGCCCGGGGAACCUCCCACAGCCUAUCCUGCCGGAGGAAGGGCAUCUUGAAACACAGCAGCAGGUACUCGGACGGUGCUGCCGCAGACCCUGCCCUCACCAGCCCCGAAAUGCCCACACUGGAAUCCUUGUCCGCGCCCGGUGUCCCCCCGGAUGGUGUCUCUCGGAGUUACAGCCGCCCGUCCAGUGUCAUCAGCGAUGACAGUGUCCUGUCCAGCGACUCCUUUGACUUGUUAGACCUCCAGGAGAACCGUCCAGCCCGCCAGCGCAUCCGCAGCUGCGUCUCUGCAGAAGACUUCCUCCAGCUUCAGGACUUUGAGACGCCGCACAACCGGCCCCGGCCCCAGUACCUGAAGCGGUACCGGAACCGACAGGCAGACAGUAGCUUCUCCCUCCUCACUGAUAUGGACGAUGUGACCCAGGUGUAUAAGAAAGCGCUGGAGAUCUGCAGCAAGCUCAACUAGCCCUGGGGGGGG